Messenger RNA from Myxozyma melibiosi, 1638 nucleotides. Its product is annotated as amidase. The record is from RefSeq and is a predicted model, not a curated record. The coding region runs from base 1 to 1638 and encodes 545 amino acids. Lineage: Eukaryota; Fungi; Ascomycota; Lipomycetes; Lipomycetales; Lipomycetaceae. The transcript is spliced from 3 exons.
AUGUCAAAGCUGGAAACCCUGGUAGCAAAAGCCCGCGCAAUCCGCGACGACUCCCUCGCCAAAGUCGACCCGCCAUUGGGUCCCCUGCCGGACCCUCUUCCUUUGAACGUCACCGGGAUCCCGAAGCUCGUGCUGACGGAGAAAGAGUGCGAGAUCACAGAGACCGAGCCAAUUGCGUUGCUGGAGAAAAUUGCAAAGGGCGAGUAUUCGGCGGUCGAGGUCGCAAAGGCGUAUCUCAGACGGGCGGCGCUUGCUCAGAAAUUGCUCAAUUGCGUUACUGAACUUCUUUGGGACCGUGCUGUUGCUCGCGCGACUGAACUCGACGAGUACUACAAGAAAACUGGCAAGACCACUGGUCCAUUCCACGGCCUGCCCAUCUCCUCGAAAGAGCAUUUCUCCGUCAAGGACCGCUACGUCAACGCCUCGUUCGUCGCCUGGGUCGAGAACAAGGUCGACCAAGACGCGCAUGUGAUUGAGGUCAUGGAGUCGCUUGGCGCAGUCCUCUUUGUCCGAUCGACGCAGCCGCAGACAAUCAUGCACGUCGAGACCGAGACCGUCAUCUACGGCCGCUCCGUCAACGGAUACAACACCAACCUCAGCUGCGGCGGAUCCACGGGCGGCGAAGGUGCAUUGCUGGGAUUGAACGCGACCCCGCUCGGAAUGGGAACCGAUAUCGGCGGAUCUGCGCGAUGGCCCGCCGCGUCGAACGGUCGCUACGGAAUGCGUCCGACCGCCGGUCGCACGCCGAUGAGAGGGCUCUGCGGUGCCGGAGGCGGCGCGCCUGCCAUCUCUGGUGCUAUCGGACCGCUCGCGCAGUCUCGCAAGACUAUGGAGUACUUUUUCAAGUACAUUCUCAGCACGAAGCCCUGGCUGACCGAGCCGACGCUGAUUCCGAUGCCGUGGCGCGAGAAGCCGCUGGUUCCCGGAAAGCUCAAGAUCGGCGUGAUGUGGACCGACAACGUUGUCAAGCCGUUGCCUCCUGUCGCGCGUGCGUUGAAGAUCGUGACCGAAGCGCUGAAGAAGGGUGUCCCGGGAUGGGAGAUCGAGUUGAUAGAUUGGGAAGCCAAGGGACACGACGAAGCGUGGAAGUUGACCUCUGAGCUUUACUACACCGACGGCGGAGAGAAGGUGUCGAAGCUGCUUGCGUCGGUGGGCGAGGAGCAGCUGCCGCUUACAAAGUGGAUCAUGUCUGAGAACCCGUACGUGAAGAAGCAGGAUAUCUACUCGCUUGCCGAUCUCGAGAUGCGCAGAGACGCGUAUAGAACUCAGUAUGCCGAGUUCUGGAACCAGUCGGGCAAAGACGAUGGGCACCCAGCGGAUGUCAUUCUCUGUCCUGUUGCGCCGGGCGUCGCGUGCCUGCGCGGCACCGCAAAGUACUGGUCCUACACCUCGCAUUGGAAUCUGCUGGACUACCCGGGCGCGGUGUUCCCAGUGACCUUCGUCGACCAGACGCUCGACGUUCCCGAGAAAGACUACACGCCGCUGAACGAGCAGGACAAGUUCUUCUACGAGCUGUACUCGCCCGAGAAGUACGUCGACGCGCCGGUAAACCUGCAGGUGGUUGGUCGGCGGUUCGACGACGAGGUGGUGCUGCAGGCGAUGCAGAUCAUCGAGAGCGCGCUGGGCCGGGAGUCGUGA